UCAAGCACACAGUCGGAAACAGAUUGCAUUUGCACGUAACGCAGCCCAGCGUUGUUUAACCUGCAGCUGGAUGAAAUUGACUCGUUUGUGUUAAUUGGCGAACGGAGAAGACGACAUUUUCCCCGUGCGACCAAGUGGGAAUAUUUAUGACGUUUUCUUGACCAGUUGACUAAUUUUUCAUGUAAUUUGUAUCUUAAAAGACCUGCGACCGAUGGGGAGAGAGAAGGGCGGGAAAGAAAACGGUAAGACCAAGCAGAAAGUCACUAAACUGACGAAGACUGUUAGCGACAGCGAGGAUGCUCGUGCCGACAGUGACACGCUACAAAACAGUUGGAGUGCAAAGCCAACAAACUCUGCAGAGAAAUCUCGUAAUGGAAAAAUCCAGAAGGUUAAAGCACCAAAGACUGAGAAGCUGGAAUCACCUAACGAAUCCAGAGAGACGACAGACAAUGAUGACUUCACUACAAAGAAGAAAGGAGUGAAAAGAAAAAGAAUCAAAGAUGAGCCUGCUGAUGUUCCCACCAGUGACAUUAAAAAGCGCAACAAUAAAAAAAGGCAGCAUUCAAUGGAAGAAAGUGAUGGAGAGCCUGAGAAAAUGAAAGCUAAGAAGAAAACUAAAACGGGUGUGAAAAAAGAGGAAGGAGAGCAACCAGUCUCCAAAAAGUCCAAGAAGACAAAAGAGGAGAUUAAGGAAGCAAGAGAAUUAAAGAUAAAACAGAAGGAAGAGGAGGAGAAGCGGCGCUGGCGAUGGUGGGAAGAAGACAAGUAUGAACCUGGGGUAAAAUGGAGGUUUCUGGAACACAAAGGACCCUACUUCCCACCUGACUACCAGCCCCUACCAGAAAAUGUUCACUUCUAUUACAAAGGUCAGGCAGUGAAGCUGAGCCGUGCUGCUGAGGAAGUGGCUUUUUUCUUUGCCCAGAUGUUGGAGCAUGAAUACACAACUAAAACAAUUUUUCGAGAGAAUUUCUUCACUGAUUGGAGAAAGGAGAUGACGGACGAGGAGAGGUUUUUGAUUCAAGAUCUUGACAAAUGUGAUUUUUCAGAGAUUCAUGCAAUGCAUAAAGCCAACGUAGAGGAAAAGAAAAACAUGAGCAAGGAAGAAAAAUUGGUCUUAAAAGAGGCCAAAGACAAGAUAGUGGAGGAGUUUGGCUACUGUAUGCUAGACCACCACCAAGAACGUAUUGGAAACUUCAGGAUUGAGCCUCCAGGACUGUUCAGGGGUAGAGGCGAACAUCCCAAACAAGGCAGGCUAAAGAAAAGGAUCCAGCCUGAAGAUGUCAUAAUCAACUGCAGCAAAGAAUCCUCUAUCCCUGUGCCUCCUGCUGGUCAUCACUGGAAGGAAGUUCGACAUGACAAUUCUGUGACAUGGCUGGCCAGCUGGACGGAAAACAUCCAGGGGGGCAUUAAAUAUAUCAUGCUUAAUGCCAACUCAAAACUCAAAGGUGAAAAGGACUGGGAGAAAUAUGAGGUUGCUCGCAAACUUAAGUUGCAUGUGGAUAACAUCCGCACACAGUACCUUGCAGAUAUGAAGUCCAGAGAGAUGCGCACUCGACAGAGAGCUGUGGCCCUCUACUUCAUUGACAAGCUGGCACUGAGAGCUGGUAAUGAAAAGGAAGAGGGAGAGACGGCGGACACAGUGGGCUGCUGUUCGCUACGUGUUGAGCACAUCACACUGCACAAGCAGCUGGAUGGCAACGAUUGUGUAGUGGAAUUUGAUUUCCUGGGUAAAGAUUCCAUUCGCUACUAUAACAAGAUCCCUGUCAUCAAAAAGGUAUUUAAGAAUCUCGAGCUUUUCAUGGAAAAUAAAGACCCUGGUGAUGAGCUCUUUGACCGCUUAACUACCAUCUUGUUGAACAAGCAUCUGGGUUCUCUCAUGCCAGGUCUGACAGCGAAGGUUUUCAGGACUUACAAUGCCUCCAUUACGCUGCAGCAGCAACUCAAAGAACUCACAAAUGAUUCGAUGAUGCAAAAUGUUGCAGAGAAACUGCUGGCCUACAACAGAGCGAACCGAGCGGUUGCAGUUCUCUGUAACCAUCAGCGGGCGCCGCCAAAGUCCUUUGAGCAGAGUAUGGCAAACCUUCAGGCCAGGAUUGUUGCAAGAAAAGAGCAGUUGACUCUUGCCAAGAAGGAGCUGAAGCAAGCUAAGAAAGAUGCCAAGGAUAAAGGCAACUCAGACCCCAAGCUGCAGAUACUGGUGGAGAAGAAGGAAGCAGCUGUGAAACGUUGUGAGGAGGGUAUCCUGAAGCUGGAAGUCCAGGCCACUGACAGAGAGGAAAACAAGCAGAUUGCACUCGGUACCUCCAAGCUCAACUAUCUUGAUCCACGAAUCACUGUGGCUUGGUGUAAAAAAAUGGAGGUACCCAUUGAAAAAAUCUACAAUAAGACCCAGAGGGACAAGUUUGCCUGGGCUAUUGACAUGACCGAAAUGGACUUUGAGUUCUAACUUUUCACUUGGACAAUUGUGAUUGCUAUAGCGCAAUCAAUGGACCUGUGUAAUUACAUUAUGUAAACUGUUCAAAUUGUAACAUUCUUGUGCUUUUAUUUUACAAGCACUGUUUUGACAAGGUAUUCUUUUUCCAACUGGUUUG
Messenger RNA from Syngnathoides biaculeatus (alligator pipefish), 2591 nucleotides. Its product is annotated as DNA topoisomerase I, mitochondrial. Gene Ontology annotation, biological process: chromosome segregation; DNA topological change; DNA replication. Bases 212 to 2446 code for a protein of 744 amino acids. The record is from RefSeq and is a predicted model, not a curated record. NCBI's taxonomy places the organism in Eukaryota, Metazoa, Chordata, Actinopteri, Syngnathiformes, Syngnathidae. Gene Ontology annotation, cellular component: chromosome; nucleolus. Gene Ontology annotation, molecular function: DNA topoisomerase type I (single strand cut, ATP-independent) activity; DNA binding. The transcript has 19 exons.